This is a messenger RNA of Talpa occidentalis (Iberian mole), 336 nucleotides long. RefSeq names its product guanylate cyclase activator 2A (gene GUCA2A). The transcript is spliced from 3 exons. Gene Ontology annotation, molecular function: guanylate cyclase activator activity. NCBI's taxonomy places the organism in Eukaryota, Metazoa, Chordata, Mammalia, Eulipotyphla, Talpidae. The record is from RefSeq and is a predicted model, not a curated record. Bases 1 to 336 code for a protein of 111 amino acids. Gene Ontology annotation, cellular component: extracellular region.
AUGAACACCUUUCUGCUGUGCACUCUGUGCCUCCUGGGGGCCUGGGCUGCCCUGGUAGGAGGAGUCACUGUGCAGGAUGGAAAGUUCUCCUUUCCUCUGGAAUCUGUGAAGAAGCUCAAGGACCUCCAGGAUCUCCCGGCGCCCAGCAUGGAGAACCGCGGGACAUUUGGCCGACCCAUGGUUCCCCGCCUCUGUAGGAACCCCAACUUUCCCAUAGAACUCAAGCCUAUCUGCAAGGAGCCCAAUGCCCACGAGAUCCUCCAAAGGCUGGAGGCCAUCGCCGAGAACCCGAGCUCCUGUGAGAUCUGCGCCUACGCGGCCUGUGCCGGCUGCUAG